AUGGUGAGCGUGCCGGGAAGUAACUUGCAGCGAUCGCUGAAGGAAGCUCUGAAGAGACGGGAGACAAAGGGAACUUUGCGUUCGCUCAAGGUUGUCCCUGCCGGUGCCGUCGACUUUUCCUCCAACGACUUCCUCUCCCUCUCGACUAAUCCGUCGUUUCGAAGUCGGUUCCUGAGCAACCUCGCAGAGGCAUCGAGCUCGUUGCCUCUAGCGAGUACGGGCUCGCGGCUGUUGGACGGCAAUUCCUUGUACUCGGAGCAGUUGGAGCAGCAGAUUGCGAACUUCCACAAUGCGCCCAGCGGCCUAAUCUUCAAUUCAGGCUUCGAUGCCAAUUCAGGGGUGUUUUCCUGCAUCCCCCAGCCAGGCGACGUGGUUGUCUAUGACGAGUUAAUUCACGCAAGUGUGCAUGAUGGCAUGCGUCUAUCUCGUGCCAGGAAACUGGUUGCGUUCGCUCAUAAUUCGAUCGAGGACUUUGAGCAGGUUCUAGACGCACUGCUCGUCGAAGACCCUCUCUUGCUGACCGGUCGACGGAAUGUGUUUGUCGCUCUAGAGUCAAUAUAUAGCAUGGAUGGAGACUUUGCGCCGAUACAAGAGAUCCUAGAUAUCCUGGAGAAGAAGCUCCCGAGCGGGAACGGGCAUAUCAUGGUCGACGAAGCUCAUGCAACGGGAGUGUUCGGUACACAUGGAGCUGGUGUUGUGCAGCAGCUCGGCGUGGAACAUCGUGUGCUUAUCCGACUACAUACUUUUGGCAAGGCGCUGGCUAGCAAUGGAGGUAUACCUAUACUUCCUCUGGUUUGCAUGCAUGUUUUAGAAGCUGACAAUCGAUUCUACAAGCUAUUAUUCUUUGCUCUCCGCUUGUCAGAGAAUAUCUAA
This is a messenger RNA of Arthroderma uncinatum, 873 nucleotides long. RefSeq names its product 8-amino-7-oxononanoate synthase. Gene Ontology annotation, biological process: biosynthetic process. The transcript has a single exon. The record is from RefSeq and is a predicted model, not a curated record. The coding region runs from base 1 to 873 and encodes 290 amino acids. Gene Ontology annotation, molecular function: pyridoxal phosphate binding. NCBI's taxonomy places the organism in Eukaryota, Fungi, Ascomycota, Eurotiomycetes, Onygenales, Arthrodermataceae.